This is a messenger RNA of Penicillium cosmopolitanum, 2661 nucleotides long. RefSeq names its product potassium ion transporter. Gene Ontology annotation, biological process: potassium ion import across plasma membrane; intracellular potassium ion homeostasis. The coding region runs from base 1 to 2661 and encodes 886 amino acids. Gene Ontology annotation, molecular function: high-affinity potassium ion transmembrane transporter activity. The transcript is spliced from 3 exons. Gene Ontology annotation, cellular component: plasma membrane. Lineage: Eukaryota; Fungi; Ascomycota; Eurotiomycetes; Eurotiales; Aspergillaceae. The record is from RefSeq and is a predicted model, not a curated record.
AUGAAUACUUCCGAAAGGCUUGACAAGUUCCCCUCCUUUAGAGACGAGUCUAUACCGGCAUCGCCUCCCACUGAGGCCUCCGCCAGGGCAAGACGACCUUUAAAUCGUCCUCGCCACACGCCAUCACUCUUGACCAUGUUCUCAGCAUUUAUCCGUCGGCUGAACGCCAUCAAAGCCCGCGUUCCCUUCCUCAACGAACUGCAUCUGAAUUUCAUUCUUCUGCAUUACACUUAUAUUAUCGCCUGGGCGAUCAUUGGUUCCAUCAUUGUCUACCCCCAGGGGAACAUCGCCUACAUCGAUGCCCUCUUUCAGGCGGCUGGCUCCGCCACUCAGAGUGGGCUGAAUACCGUCGACCUCAACCUGCUGUCCCUCUACCAGCAAAUCGUCUUGUACUUCAUUACUAUGAUGUGCACCCCGAUCUUCAUCCACAGCGCUCUCGUCUUCAUCCGUCUAUACUGGUUUGAGAAGCGCUUUCAACAUGUGGUCCGUGAUGCGCGGGCGCUGCGUGCUACCCGGUCGCGUAUGGACACAGUCAGCAAGGACAAGGACAGUGCAGAGAUCAAUCGCGCAGAGCUCGGCGUGAGCGGGAGAUCAAUCGUGGUGCUGCGCAACAAUUCCGGCGAUGCGCGCGGCAACAAACUUCCCGACCCGACCGGUGCAGUCGACCAGAUGAAUGCGGGGACCGUAAAUGGGGUGGAUACGCCAGAGCAGGACACGCCAGACCAGAGUACCAGUGGACAAUCCAGUUCCAACGAUACCAACCGUGUUCUCGAGAAACGGUUCGGGCUGGGCAGCUUAAGAGUGCCUACGCAGCUGAGUCCGGAGCAUCACAUUGCCUUUGUGGAAAACCAACGGAAGAACAAGGGUGCUCUGCGUAUCCCGAGUCCUCGCGAGUACGAUAACGGUGGUGUUCCAGAGACGUUGGAUGAUGGAGAGGAACCGCAGCCUCAAUUCCAGCCCAUCGGUCCGCAAUUUGAUCGCCCUCGGAGCUCUGAGGAGGACGAGGACGAGAAUGAGGAUGAGCAUCAUUCGGAGCAUGAUGAUCAGGUUGGUCCUCUGGAAGGACCGCAUAUCACUAUUAAUGAGCCGGAGAUCACACGCACCCGCACCCGAGGCAAUACCUUCCCUCGCUUGGAUACCAGACCCACGGUUCGAGACACUAAAGAGGUCAACGAAACGACAGAAUUGGACCAUGUGACAACCAGAAACACCUUUCGAGGAAUAUUCAGAUCAAUGACACAAGAGCGAGAACGCAACACUCAGCCGUAUCUUAGUUGGAACGCGACAGUGGCGCGAAACUCCAACUUUGUGGACUUAACCGAGGAGCAACGUGACGAGCUUGGUGGAAUUGAGUAUCGAGCCUUGAAAACGUUGGCGGUCGUACUCAUAUCGUAUUAUGUUGGUUUUCACCUCUUCGGAAUGAUCUCCAUGAUUGGUUGGAUCAUGACGGUACCUAGAUGGGGUAAUAUCGUCAGAGCCGAUGGCAUUGGACGGCCGUGGUGGGGUAUCUUUACAGCUGCGUCCGCCUUCAAUGAUCUGGGUUUCGCCUUGACUCCCGACUCUAUGAAUUCUUUCCAAGAAGCGGUGUUUCCCUUGCUGCUUCUGGCAUUUUUGAUCAUCAUUGGUAAUACUGCGUUCCCGUGCAUGCUUCGGUUCAUGAUUUGGGUCCUUUCCAAAUUUGCUCGACAGGGCACUGCUCUUUGGGAGGAGCUCCGGUUUCUCCUGGAUCACCCGCGUCGAUGCUUCACCCUUCUCUUCCCUCGAAACGCCACUUGGUGGCUGUUCGCCAUUCUUGUCCUGCUGAACGGCAUCGAUGUGAUCUUUUUCAUUAUCUUGGAUUUGAAUGAUCCGGCCGUCACGGCUCUGCCACCUGGAAUUCGAGUUUUGGAUGGCUUUUUCCAGGCUGCUGCUACCCGAACCGCAGGUUUUGGCGUAGUGAACCUGUCAUCUCUCCACCCAGCCAUCCAGGUUUCCUACCUGAUCAUGAUGUAUAUAUCCGUGUUUCCUAUUGCUAUCUCCAUGCGUCGCACCAAUGUGUACGAGGAGAAGAGCCUGGGAGUCUACGGUUUCGAGGAGGACGAAGACGACGAUGCUCAGACAGCGCCCAGCUAUAUUGGAACUCACUUGCGGCGCCAGCUGAGUUUCGAUCUGUGGUACGUCUUCUUGGGUCUGUUCAUUAUCGCCAUUGCCGAGGGCAGCCGCUUGUCAAGUCAAGACGACUACAACUUCCAGUUGUUCACCGUCUUGUUCGAGGUUGUCUCGGCUUAUGGUACUGUUGGUCUUUCCUUCGGAUACCCAACCGCCAAUACCUCCUUCUCUGGUCAGUUCGGCGUGGUCUCCAAAUUGGUCAUUAUUGCUAUGCAGAUCCGCGGUCGUCACCGUGGUCUGCCAUACGCACUUGAUCGUGCUGUUCUGUUACCCUCAGACGCACUUAAUCGACAUGAAACUGCUAUGUCUGAGCGCCGUAUGCGCCGCCGGAAUUCGAAUCUCAGCGGAGCCGGCUCUCUUGGUCGACAGCCUUCUCGCAGUGUGUCGCAUGCCCAGGGAGGAGACACUGGUGUCUCGUCAGGUAUGGAAUCUUACGACUGGCAAACCCACGGGCAGCCUGCGAAUGGAGAUACCUUCGUCCAUCGGUCGUCGACAGUGAGGUCUGCUCGAUAG